UGCGUUUAAUUGUUCUGAUUUUCAAGUGAUAGCUGCUGCUUAAGUAUUGAGUAAAAGUUUGUGAUUUUUGAAGUAAACCGCUCCUAGUAUUGAGAUCAGAGGCCAGGAUGGCGUCCGUUGAUGUCGUUUAUGACAAGUUCCACUUCAGACACGACCCAAAGUGGACGGGUCGGCUGGGACCUCAGGACGGAGGGGGGGUACUGCUGUGUGUAGCCUGUGUUAUCGAAAUGAUGGAGAGUAAAGAAAUCUCGUCUGUGAGGAAGUGUGUGGCUCUGUCCGGUAUCAGUGGGGCGCUGAUAUGUUCUCCUGGAGCUCUUGGCGCCCUGCUCCAGCAAGACCACCGAGUAUGCCUCCACUUCACCGCCUCACUUCUUGGGAUGCUGCGGACCAUGAAGGACCCAGCUGCCCUGGAGCAGGUCAUCCAAGUGUUGGUUCAACUUCUUCUCGAGCUAAAAAGUGACCGUUAUGUCCACCACAUUCUGGAGGACAUAAAGACACAGCUAUGUGACCACCGAUGUGGGCAGAGCCUCCUGCCUACCUUCACCUUCCUGGGCAAGAUGGUGGAGGCCCUCCCCGACCUGGCAGUUCUCCUACUGGCUCAGUAUGUGCCCUUCCUGGAGGGCCUGUGUUCGGCCCUGCUGCACCCUGACCCGGGGCUCAAGGCCUCCCUCUUCUACCUGUGGCACGUGCUGCUGGGCGGGACCUCGCCGGCUGCCAUGGCCGCAGCCUUGUCCCCGCCCCCUGCCCUCCGUGAUCGCCUGUGCAGCACUCUGCUGCAGACCCUCGGCGACGCCUGCACACCAGAACUCACUCUCAACUGUCUGGGCCUACUGAAGCAGCUAGUGCAGUCCAGGGAGGCUGUGUCAUGUCUAAUGAACAGCCAGGCUGCUCCCCCCAGGCCCGAGCAGAACCUCAGCAACACCAGAGACAACCAGGACCCAGAGACGGAGCCCUCUCCUGAACAACGGCUCCUUCCACUCAUCCUCAAAAAGCUGCUGCUGAGUGGGGAUGAGCUGUUGCAGGUGGCCAGUGCUCACUGCAUGGUGGCCGUCCUCGUGCACUCUCCCAGCCAGUACUGCCCCCCCUUUAUCCUCGCUGACCUGCCAGAGUUCCUUUUUGAGCGCGUGUCCAGCACCAGAUCAGAGGUUCUGCUCUGGUCGCUCUACAACUGUCUGCUGCUGCUCUGCAAAGACCCUCUGUUCUACUCACACUGUCACUCUGUCUACGGUAUCGAGGCCCUGGUACGCAGUCUGAAGGAAGCCCUCAGGCUGACUAACCUAGAGGUGCAGACCCAUGGCCUACUGCUGCUUACUGAGAUCCUGGACAGGCAGCCAGAAGGGGUACGGCUCUUCCCCAGUGGUCCAGGGUUCGAAGCAGUGUGUGAAGCAGUGGUCUCUGGUGUCUCCGCCCCCUGUCUGCUGGUGGCCCUGCAGGCUGCCAGUGCUGGCUCCUCCCUUCUCAGGCUGCACCACCAGUCCCGUCCAGUUCAGUUCAGGUCCAUAGAGAAGCUGAUCAAAGCUGUCAGUAACAGAUGUACUGACCUACCUUUGGAUUCUCAUCCACGAAGCGCUUGGAGUGUGAAGAGUGGAGACCCCAGCUCCCGGGUCUCCCGAUCGGGGGCAUUUCUUCUCCAGGCCCUAAUAUGCAUCCAGGCAGCCUGCAGGUUAGCAGAGCAGUGUGUAUCAGAUCCAUUGCUAAAGGAGAAUGUCUUCAUGGCUCCAACCAAUCAGAACGCAGCAGGGGACUCGCUGCAGUCAAUGUGUGUGUGUCUGCUACACUGCUGCGACACAGUCUGCAUCCCUACUGUCACUAGGGUGUGUGAGCGAGCUCCUAACGUCCAAAUGCUGCAGAGUUUCUACCUCAUCCUGUCCUCCCAGUUUACCCUGCUCACCCCCGCCAUGUCCCCUGUCAUGAACCUCUUCGCCUCGAAACUCGCAUCCUCAGGUUUCUACAGAUUAGCUCUGGAACACAAAGCUCUCCUGUGUGUAGGAAACAGAAAUCCAGCUCUGGAGGAGUCAUGCUGUGGAUUUAUACUGAAGCUCAGUUUGUGUCUGCUGUCUCAGUCUAUCCAAGCUUCACGGCACAACGACCUGGAGGAGCUGGAGGCGUUGCUGCUCCGGGGUCUACCCAGGCUAUGCUGCCGGGUGUCAGAGUGGCCCUUGCUGCUAGCCGAGGCCCCUGACCACCCUGACACUACUGGGCCCUGGGCCCCGCAGCACUGCCUGCUCGUCAUCCUCACGCUAGCCAUGGAGCACGGGGACAGGCUCCUCCCAGAUCCCUCUGUGUUCUCAGGUGUGUUGUCCCUACUGCGGUCCAUCCAGGAGCGGGGAGACCGCCCCAUGCCCCACCCCCUGCUCAGAUGUGCCCUUUACCUGCUGGCCGCUACUCACAACAACAGCCCCCCCCUGGACCAGGCGCUGCUGGGCGUGGUGAUCAAAGCCCUGCCGUCGUGUGACAGCCUCCCCGCCGUCUACACCCACCACCCCCCCCUCCUCCACUUCAUCUACCGCUACCCAGAGCUGGCCCAGAGGCUGGGCAGGGGAGUCCUGGAGUUGUGGCUGAGCCCCCAGACCACACCACCCAGACCACUAUCCCAGACCACAGACCCACUGGCUCAGACCCCAGAGCCACCACUCACAGGGGGGCAGGUGGAGGAGGGCCCAGGGGAGGAGGUGAUGGAGGUGAUGGAGCAGCAGCCAGACAUGGAGACCAGAGAGCUUCAGUCUCUGAUGACAGACCGCCCAGCCGCAGUGCUCUCCCUGCUGGACAUGGUGUGUACCGGCGCGGUGCUCCUGGCAGAGCGUGCGGUGGGGGUGCUGGAGGUACUGUUGAGCGACAGGGGGCUCUGUGGGGAGGCUCUGAGUGGCCUGCUGAGGCCAGCCCUGCUGCAAGCGCUGCAGAGGGCCAGCAUGGAGGACCAACACAGGACCACCACCACCUCGGUAGUCUCUCUCCCCCUGGUGCUGCGGCUGCUGUGUGUGGUGCAGGACGCCGCCUCCUUCUCAGACGGCGAUGUGGACGGCCUCCAGUUCAAACUGCUCUACCGUGUGAGUAACCUUGUAGGGAGGGUGAAGACCACCAGCUCAGACAGUCUGCUGCCUGCCCUCAACUACCUCUACUGUAACCUUUCACUCUGUCCCACACACCUUGCUGACAGAGCUGUGUCCAUGCUGCUCUCCAACACGGGGCUGAUAGAGCAGAUCCAGACCGUCAUCUCCUCCUCCUCCUCCUCCUCCUUGUCCACAUCCCCCUGCUCGGCUCUGGUGUGCUGCUCUCGCCUGCUCCUGUCAUCCCUUGUAACCUUGCAACACCUUCACUCAUCCCAGGUUCAUAAGAGGAUCAUCUGGAGGUUGGAAAGCCCAAUCCAGCAGCUGGUCUUUCAGAAAAGAAACACAGACACACUUCUUCUAGCCAGUUCUCUCAGGCUCCUCCAGUCCCUCCUAGAAGUGGACCUGAGGUCUCCCCUGGUAUGUGUGACCACAGGCACCUGGCUGACCGGCCCCCGGCCCCUAGAGGCCUCAGACAGCUGCCUGUACCCACUGGGGGCCCGCGGAGCACGCAGCCUGGCCACUGCCCUAUACGGACUUGUGCUUCAGAAGCAGGAUGUGUUGCUGAGAGCUUCUGUCAACUGUCUCCGUGCACUGCUGGACUUCCUGCAGAGACGCAGUCCCACUACUGCCCAGUAUGUGGUGCAGCAGCCAUGGAACCGUCUGCUUGUCUAUUCGCUGCUCAGCUCAGGAGAGAGAGUCCUGCUGCACCCUGCCUCACUCACCCUUCUCAGCCUGCUGCUUCAGCAAGGGGGCGGGGCCAUAAUGGGCGGGGCUGAGGUUGGACAGGUGAUGAAGGUUCUGGAGGGACAGAGCGUCAUGGAGCUUGGACAGGAGGCAGAACACACCCUACACCUCCUGCUCAUACAGCUUCAGAACUCUGUGGGAUUGUCCCUGACGGAGGAACUCAGAGAGAGGGUGAGAACGAUGAGCAUGUCCCUGGCCGAAAGGGGCCCCCCCACCCCCAAAGGUCCAUCUGCCAGCAUACUUCGGGUGGGAGACGUGUCCAUCUGCCUAUCUGACUUCAACAUGACAACCGUCUCCGUUCAGAGGUCGAAGAACUCGUGAUUUAUUUGAUGUUUGUCUGUUAACUCAAGUCAGCCAAACAAAUACUUGUUGUAUGUUGAUAUAUAUUUCUUUAUUUAAAUAAAAAUGUUGACAUUUGUUUAACAAUUAUUAUUAUAGUAAAUAUAAUUGGCCAUGAAUAUUGUGAAUCAAGUUUCCCAAACG
Messenger RNA from Gadus morhua (Atlantic cod), 4277 nucleotides. It is a transcript of the gene mei1, whose product is annotated as meiotic double-stranded break formation protein 1. Gene Ontology annotation, biological process: meiosis I. The transcript is spliced from 32 exons. The record is from RefSeq and is a predicted model, not a curated record. Bases 108 to 4115 code for a protein of 1335 amino acids. Lineage: Eukaryota; Metazoa; Chordata; Actinopteri; Gadiformes; Gadidae.